Molecule: messenger RNA, 2160 nt
Organism: Elephantulus edwardii (Cape elephant shrew)
Lineage: Eukaryota; Metazoa; Chordata; Mammalia; Macroscelidea; Macroscelididae
Gene: LRRC4B
Product: leucine rich repeat containing 4B
Exons: 2
Coding region: 7-2160 (717 amino acids)
Cellular component (GO): plasma membrane
Molecular function (GO): protein binding
Source: RefSeq, a predicted model, not a curated record
UUGAGGAUGGCGCGCUCCCGCGGCUCCCCGUGCCCCCCGCCGCCGCCCGGUAGGAUGUCCUGGCCCCACGGGGCCCUACUCUUCUUGUGGCUUUUCUCCCCUCCUCUGGGCGCCGGAGGAGGCGGCGGCGUGGCCUUGACAUCGGCCGCAGGAGGGGGCUCCCCGCCGGCCACCUCCUGCCCCGCGGCCUGCUCUUGCAGCAACCAGGCCAGCCGGGUGAUCUGCACGCGGCGAGAGCUGGCGGAGGUGCCCGCCAGCAUCCCGGUCAACACACGCUACCUGAACCUGCAGGAGAACGGCAUCCAGGUGAUCCGGACGGACACGUUCAAACACCUGCGGCACCUGGAGAUCCUGCAGCUGAGCAAGAACCUGGUGCGGAAGAUCGAGGUGGGCGCCUUCAACGGGCUGCCCAGCCUCAACACGCUGGAGUUGUUUGACAACCGGCUGACCACGGUGCCCACGCAGGCCUUCGAGUACCUGUCCAAGCUCCGCGAGCUCUGGCUGCGCAACAACCCCAUCGAGAGCAUCCCCUCGUACGCCUUCAACCGCGUGCCCUCGCUGCGCCGCCUGGACCUGGGCGAGCUCAAGCGGCUGGAGUACAUCUCGGAGGCGGCCUUCGAGGGUCUGGUCAAUCUGCGCUACCUCAACCUGGGCAUGUGCAACCUCAAGGACAUCCCCAACCUGACGGCCCUGGUGCGCCUGGAGGAGCUGGAGCUGUCGGGCAACCGGCUGGACCUCAUCCGCCCGGGCUCCUUCCAGGGCCUCACCAGCCUGCGCAAGCUGUGGCUCAUGCACGCCCAGGUGGCCACCAUCGAGCGCAACGCCUUCGACGACCUCAAGUCGCUGGAGGAGCUCAACCUGUCGCACAACAACCUGAUGUCGCUGCCCCACGACCUCUUCACGCCCCUGCACCGCCUCGAGCGCGUGCACCUCAACCACAACCCCUGGCACUGCAACUGCGACGUGCUCUGGCUAAGCUGGUGGCUCAAGGAGACUGUGCCCAGCAACACCACGUGCUGCGCGCGCUGCCACGCGCCCGCCGGCCUCAAGGGGCGCUACAUCGGCGAGCUGGACCAAUCGCACUUCACGUGCUACGCGCCUGUCAUCGUGGAGCCGCCCACCGACCUCAACGUCACCGAGGGCAUGGCGGCCGAGCUCAAGUGCCGCACGGGCACGUCCAUGACGUCGGUCAACUGGCUGACGCCCAACGGCACGCUCAUGACGCACGGCUCGUACCGCGUGCGCAUCUCCGUGCUGCACGAUGGCACGCUCAACUUCACCAACGUCACGGUGCAGGACACGGGCCAGUACACGUGCAUGGUGACGAACUCGGCGGGCAACACCACGGCCUCGGCCACGCUCAACGUCUCGGCCGUGGACCCCGUGGCUGCGGGAGGCGGCGGCGCGGGGGGCGGCCCCGGGGGCGGAGCUGGCGGCGGAGGCGGAGGAGGAGGUGCAGGAGGAGGCUACACCUAUUUCACCACCGUCACCGUGGAGACGCUGGAGACGCAGACCGGCGACGAGGUGCUGCAGCCGCACGGCACCGAGAAGGAGCCCCCGGGGCCCACGACGGACGGCGCGUGGGGCGGGGGCCGGCCCGGGGAGCCGGGGGGCGCGGCCGCCUCGUCCACCACGGCGCCGGCGCCGCGCUCCUCGCGGCCCACGGAGAAGGCCUUCACCGUGCCCAUCACGGACGUGACCGAGAACGCGCUCAAGGACCUGGACGACGUCAUGAAGACCACCAAGAUCAUCAUCGGCUGCUUCGUGGCCAUCACCUUCAUGGCCGCCGUGAUGCUGGUGGCCUUCUACAAACUGCGCAAGCAGCACCAGCUCCACAAGCACCACGGGCCCACGCGCACCGUGGAGAUCAUCAACGUGGAGGACGAGCUGCCCGCCGCCUCGGCCGUGUCCGUGGCCGCCGCCGCCGCCGUGGCGGGCGGGGGAGGCGUGGGCGGGGACAGCCACCUGGCCCUGCCGGCCCUGGAGCGCGACCACCUGAACCACCACCACUACGUGGCGGCCGCCUUCAAGGCGCAUUACAGCAGCAACCCCGGGGGCGGGGGCUGCGGGGGCAAGGGGCCGUCGGGCCUCAACUCCAUCCACGAACCUUUGCUGUUCAAGAGCGGCUCCAAGGAGAACGUGCAAGAAACGCAGAUCUGA